AUGGCAGACCCUUCACUAUACACCUACACAUCUCCCCUCAAAGGCUGGCGAGGAGGCGAACCACUAUCAGAUGAGAAGAUUACAGAAGGACCAGACGCGAAGUCAUACGUGAACCCAACACCGACAACCAGAUCCUCAACCUACGCAUCGUUUGCUGAUCCUAUCACAAAUGGCACUCGCGCCGGCUUCGAUGUCCACAUCUACUUCAUGCAAUCGGUUCCAUACGAAGUCACCUUCGCCACCGAGCUAUGGGAGCGCAUAAGGCGCGAGUUCCCGGAACUGAGAAUCUAUCGAGUCUGGUAA
Molecule: messenger RNA, 303 nt
Organism: Recurvomyces mirabilis
Lineage: Eukaryota; Fungi; Ascomycota; Dothideomycetes; Mycosphaerellales; Teratosphaeriaceae
Exons: 2
Coding region: 1-303 (100 amino acids)
Source: RefSeq, a predicted model, not a curated record